UUAGUUGAGUCACGGCUGCCUUUCCUUGUUCUCAGUCCGGUGUAUGCAUACCCGUUGCCUCCUGCUGUUGUUCAAGGUCGCUGAAUUGCUGAUAUGCCCGUAACUCGCUCAGGAAGGGUGAAGAUGGUUUCCGCGAGCUUCCCAAUGGCUUUGUUAGUUCUCCUCGGCGUCUCAGCGGUGUUGCUGGCACCCCGGGUGGCAUCCAGCGCCCACGAUCACCAAGGUACAACUGCAGCCGGCUCACCAUGCACAUUGGAUCCCACGUGGCAUCAGAACUCACACCCACUCAACAGGAGACUGAUGGCCGCUAUCAACAUCACCGGACAUGUGUCGUUCGACAACUCCUCGCUGGUGCUGAGCUUCACGAUCGCGCCGCGCGACUUCAUCGUGUACCAGAUCCAAGAGGAAGAACUGACAAAGCUGAGAGUUAUGGCCGUCGUGACUGCCCAGCCACCGGGCCAUGGGCAGUUCACCGAGUGCCACGCCCUAGGCGUGGUGUACACACGCAGUGUCCUUGCACAGCUGCAGAAACACAAGACGUACGCUCCAGCCGGACGCCGCGUGGACUUUGGCACGCAGAUGAAGGUGGCCAAGAUGAGCGUGAAGUUCUUUGCCGGUCAUAUGUUGCAGUGCCAGUAUGCAUUGGGAAGAACGCAGGUGGAGAAGUGUGCCAGCCCCACCAGCAGUAGCAGCGAGACCCGGACUGCCGAGACUGGUCACAUCGACGACCCGGUCCACAAGUAUGCGUGCAAGAUUGGAUGCGCAGCCCAACGUCUCUCCUUUGCCUGGCUGGGUCGUCCACAAAUUACGAGGACAGACAAAACAGUCGAAGGCACCCAGCAGUACAUCACCUUCAAGAUAAAGGGUCUCACGGGCCAGCACGUCACUACCGGGGAAGGUAGGAAUCGGAUCUCGAUUGGAUUCCAGAAGAACCCGGUAGCCGGUAAAUUUAAUGUGGCCUUAAAUGCUAGCAGUUGCCAUGCCUACCAGGUGGCUGGUCCAGACAGCACGGGUGUCUACUGCAGGGUGAGCUGCACCAUGAGCGGGCAGAGGUACACAGUGCGUACCGUGGCUGCCAACAUGUACGGAGAAGCUGACCGGUGGGAGAGCGUGAACAGAAAACGCUGACGCCUGCCAAACCGCUCACUGGUAUAUUGUACUGCAUGCCCGAGCGUCCUGCCCGAGCGUCCUGCCCGAGCGUCCUGCCUGAGCGUCCUGCCCGAGUGUCCUGCCUGAGCGUCUUGCCCGGGCGUCCUGCCCGAGCGCGUGUUGUAGCAGUCUUGCAUCGGACCAAGAAGACAUUGUGUAUGCAUUCGAUGUGCAAGACAGUCGCCUCAGUGCCCUGUUACUCGUGCACAGUGUGCGCAGAGGCAGUUAUCCCCCGGCGGCCGCCGAUCCAGGCACCUCGCGCCUGUACAUGGCGCGAGCAUUCCUUUCAUUGCACGCGUGCUUCUGGUGUGGUGAUGCGGUUGAAAAGCCUGCAUUCCUUCGCACACCCACAUCUAGAAGCAGGCUUGAAAACCUAGCGAGUAGUUCAAGUAGACAGUAGGAGUAAAAGCAAACUAGACGCACGACAUCUCCCCGCUGGCACAGCAUGCCCACUAGCCCGUGAGACCGGAAUUAGCUAAGUGCACUAGCCAACGCACAGUGUUCUCGCACCAAGCAACCACUUGCAUGUAACAUGAGCAGUAGUUUGUGUUCACUAGUCGAGGGAUUGGAAUAAUACCAAGUAGUACAUGUAGUAGUCGUUAGUGGGCUCGAAUGGAGAGCCAAGGAUAAAUGUAUCAUCUGAGAACAGAAGGACCAAGGAACUACAAGUUACGCUAUAGUUUGAGUAACUGGUGGUGUUAGUGGACAUUACAGCAUAACUUGUAGUUUCUUGGUCCUUUUUCCUUUCUAUAAGUAAUCCCUAGUAGUGGUAGUAUUAUAAUUUUUACUUGGGUAUGCCUAACAUGCUAUCAGUCUUGAGAAGUUUCCCGCUCGGCUAAAUUUUAAUGUUACGGUAGUAACUUUUAUAGUCGUGUGCUGCGGUGGUCCAGAUCCGUAGCCUGCAUUGUAGGAUGUUUCUUGUGUUAAUGUAUUGAUUCCGGUGUACUAGUACUGAAGUAGUUGAGUCGGUGUACGUCUCGUAUACUGGCGCUCUGGCCAUCACGGCCAUUGAGCACUCUAUAUGAUCUAGCAGGUUAAGCCUCUGUAGUCGAGUCAUUGUGCACAUCCCAGUCAACUGUACUUGAUGAUGCCUUUUUCUGCCUUCGUGCCAAUUCUGAGGCACGUAGCCGCACCUGCACAAGGUCUCAAGUCUCGCUUGGACUUGUACUGUCACGAGCCUCCUCUCGAUUUGGUUAUUCCUCUCUUUCUUAUUUAGCCGCUGACCGCUGGAAUUCAGUUCCGGCAUCGGUCCGCCUUGCUGCUUCACCAAGUCAAUUUCGUAUCGCAAUCCUAGAUUGGCUAGGGUACCCCGUAAGGAGACCAUAGGUCUGUGGGGACUGCCCUAGAGAAAUAUGAAUAAAUACUAUACUAUACUAUGUCUUAGCCAGCUCGGUUUAAAAAACAUUAUGUGAUUUCUUCUAUUUUUUAAAUUUAUAUUUACUGGCUCAAUAUCUCGGAGUUUUUGUGCAUCAUUCUUCACUGCUCAACAGCACUGCAUCAGGAGCCUUGCAUAUUAUGCAUAGUAGAUGAUGUGAAACUGUAGACCAGCGUAGAAUACGAUAUUAAUGUACGUGUACGCUCUUCUUUUCCCUGCUAGACAGCUACCUGCUACAUUCCACACAUCUCUUAUCUCUUGCCACUAAACUGCAUUUCGUUUAGAGCGGCCGCUGAAGUAUUUCCAGGCUCAACAACCUUGCCCAUCGAUACUAAUACUAUGGGCGUGCAAUUAGCAAUUAUUCGCACAAUA
Sycon ciliatum is the source of this 2896-nucleotide messenger RNA. RefSeq lists its product as uncharacterized. The transcript has 7 exons. The coding region runs from base 94 to 1128 and encodes 344 amino acids. The record is from RefSeq and is a predicted model, not a curated record. NCBI's taxonomy places the organism in Eukaryota, Metazoa, Porifera, Calcarea, Leucosolenida, Sycettidae.